Molecule: messenger RNA, 2089 nt
Organism: Linum tenue
Lineage: Eukaryota; Viridiplantae; Streptophyta; Magnoliopsida; Malpighiales; Linaceae
Source: the annotation of a GenBank genome assembly
UUUAUGUAAUUAACCACACCACCGGGCUCUCUUUCUUGUUCGCCGCCCCGCUCCUCCACACUCUUCUUCACUUCUUCCUCCCUCCUUUUGCUUUCCUCCAGCCUCCUUAAGCUCGAACGAUGCUCCAGUUCCAUCGUCUCGGUCUUUUUUGGAAGAACUGAUUCCCAGAGUAAGUGUUUGUAAUCUCUGGACAAUCAAGUCAGUUGGGUAACCUAAAAACCAAGAGACUUCGCGAUGGCUGAGAACGAUCAGGAAAAGAGAGUGGCCGAUAGGUAUCUCAAGCGUGAAAUUCUUGGUGAAGGUACUUACGGUGUCGUCUACAAGGCCAUUGAUACCAGAACUGGACAGACCGUUGCAAUCAAGAAAAUCCGGCUCGGGAAGCACAAGGAAGGGGUGAAUUUUACAGCUCUCAGAGAGAUUAAACUGCUGAAAGAACUUAAAGAUCCGAGUAUAAUCGAGUUGAUCGAUGCAUUCCCUCACAAGGGGAACUUAAACCUUGUGUUUGAGUUCAUGGAGACUGAUCUGGAAGCAGUUAUUCGUGAUAGGAAUAUAUUUCUCUCACCAGCUGAUAUCAAAUCAUACUUUCAAAUGACGCUGAAAGGUCUAGCCUUUUGCCACAAGAAAUGGGUUUUGCAUAGGGACAUGAAGCCAAAUAAUUUGUUGAUAGGGUCUGGUGGACAACUUAAACUUGCAGAUUUUGGUUUAGCUCGUGUAUUUGGGAGCCCCGAUCGCAAGUUCACUCAUCAUGUGUUUGCUCGGUGGUACAGAGCACCUGAACUGUUAUUCGGGGCAAAGCAGUAUGGUUCUGGUGUUGAUGUGUGGGCUGCGGCAUGCAUACUUGCAGAACUUCUAUUGCGCCGGCCCUUUCUACAGGGGUCAAGUGACAUUGAUCAGUUAGGAAAGAUUUUCCAAGCAUUUGGGACUCCAACACCUUCACAAUGGCAUGAUUUGGUAUACCUUCCUGAUUAUGUCGAGUACCAAACAGUUCCUUCGCAACCUUUGCGUAAAUUGUUUCCAAUGGCUAGCGAGGAUGCCCUGGAUCUGUUAUCAAAGAUGUUCACUUAUGAUCCAAACAGUAGGAUUACAAUCCAACAGGCAUUGGAACACAGGUACUUCUCAUCUGCCCCUUUACCUACGGAACCCGCUAAGCUUCCCAGACCUGCUCCCAAGGGGCAACCUCUCAAUGCUAGGGUUUCAGAUUUGAAUUCCCAGGCUGCUCCAACUGUUUUGUCACCUCCAAGGAAGACGAGAAGAGUGAUGGCUGAACGUGAAAGCUUUGAUGUAAAUGUCCACCAACAACUUGAUAAGAUUGAUGAAAAUGCACAAAUGAGACAACAUACAGCUGGUGAUAACUCGGGCAGGACUGACCACAUGCCAAUGUCAGUAGAUCUUUCAGUGUUCGGAACAAGACCCAUGAGCAGACCAACAAUUAACAGUGCUGACAGAUCCCACCUGAAGAGGAAACUAGAUCUUGAAUUCCAGUAGCCAAAUUAAUGGCACACCCUGUGCAGAUAGAUUACUAAUUUGUCGUGCGCUCUGAUGAACCACUGCUGCUUAAUCCGGUAUCGAUCGAUCUCUCUCUGCCACUCUAUACUACAACUUCCCCAACUGUAAUUAAUCGUGUCGAGAACAUCUUUCGGUGAGCCAGCCUCAUGGACCUUUUCCCUUGCUCGUUGGAGGAUCCGGUGGCCUUCCUCCUCCUGCUACUGCUCGAAGGGACACUGCUGCAGCUGGUGCCGAUGAGCCGGUUUCCUGCUGCUGUAGUUGCUGAUUCAUGAAGCUAGCAGUUGCAGGGGAGGAUCCUCUGCUGCUGUCAUCGCUGGACGAUGUUCUUCUUCUUCCUUCUGCUGCAGCUGCUGAUCCUGAUCAUGAGGCUGACGACGAUCGUCGUCUUCCUCUUGGCGAAAGCCCAAGCAGUUGAGGAAGGGUUUAAGGGCCUCCAAGCACUGGAUGUGCAGAACAGAGUCAAUGUUGAACAACCACCUUGUCCCUUCCAUCUCCUCUCACUGCAAAUCUUCUUCUUCUUUGUUUCUUCUGUUCUGUAGGGUUGGAGGGUUUGGUUGGUAAUGUUAGUUGCUGUAUAAUAAAG